AUGUCUCCCUCUACCGCCAUUGCCCCUUCGGCCCCCGCCUCCUCGAGCCGGGCUGGCAACAAGUUCAGAGCCCAGCAGAGUGCCAGGGUUGCCAAGAACUUCAAGCCCAGCAGCAAGUCCACCACGCCGGCCGGCCAGUGGACCAUGCCCGACAGGAUCAAGAAGCAGCUGAGCACCUGGUCGGCGCUCAGCGAGAAGGCCCCUCCCCGCAGCUCGCUCCGACGGGACAUGCGCACCCUGUACUGGGGCGACGAGGUGCACGAGAUGAUGGCGGCCGAGGCGCUCAUGCAGCUGGACGACGGCGACGACGUCACGGCCUGGGGCCGCUGGCGCGCCGAGCGGGCGCUGGCCCGCGCCACCGACGGCAUCGGCGAGAACCACAUGUUCCGCACGGCCGGCCUCCUCGCCGAGGCCCGCCGCGCCCAGCGCAACCUCCUGCUCUUCCCGGACCCGGCCGUGUCCGUCGACGCGCCCGACUCGGAGGCCGAGGACGCGCUCGAGGACGCCGAGCACCUCGCGCGCGCCCGCCGCCGCCACCGCGCCGGCGACCACACCUCGUGCAACCCCACCACCACCGUUGACGACAUGGACGACGCUGCCGCCGACUUGUUGUGCGACGACCCGGCCAUGUAUAUCUCCUCCUUCUCUUUCUCCGCCUACACGUACACCUUUUCGACCUUGCCCAAAACAUCGAAGGCCUCCUGGACUUGGUCUGUGGGCUCUAAAUUGUUAGAGUGCUUCGGAAAGACCGGACUCGCCCAUGUCUUUGGCGACAAUAUGCCACAUCUCUCUGGCUAUCCGGACGAUCAACCAGUCGUAGUGUCUACCGAGGAGGAUGUUGCACGGGGGCCGCUGGUCGGGCUCGUCGGAUCUCUGCCGCAUCUGGCGAGGCUGGGCUGUGACUACUGCAUUCACUCCCGGCCGCUCGGCCGCGAUAACCCCGCAUCCAUCGGCGGGAUUUUGUUCUACACAGUAUUCAACGUAUGGUACAGGGGGCAAGAAAACAACGGACGGAUGGAUCCUGUCAGCCUAGCCAAGCCCAGGGACGUUUCGCGGUACUGUGUGUUAAGCUUCCAAUCCAUAAAAUUCUACCAAAUUAAACGUAAAUAUAUUUUUACAUAA
Gaeumannomyces tritici R3-111a-1 is the source of this 1122-nucleotide messenger RNA. RefSeq lists its product as hypothetical. The record is from RefSeq and is a predicted model, not a curated record. NCBI's taxonomy places the organism in Eukaryota, Fungi, Ascomycota, Sordariomycetes, Magnaporthales, Magnaporthaceae. The transcript is spliced from 4 exons. The coding region runs from base 1 to 1122 and encodes 373 amino acids.